UGGGAGCUCGCAUCCACCGAAGACCAUCUACCAGUCUGAUGGUUAGUUUCUAACCUCUAUACUAACUUACAAAUCAAAUAACAAAAAUAAUGCUGACGAGGAACAUACAGGGUGUGCGGGCUAAAUUUGACACCUGGCCUUUGGGUUUAUAUCUCAGGGUUGAGUUGACGUAUCGAAAUGAUUGAUAUGUCAUUCGAUUGCUAAAAGUUGUGCGAACAAGUGUAAACAAUGUCUAGCUCCAUAAAUAUGUGGAACCCGUCCGAAUUGUACAAGCUGUGUUAUGAUGGUUCGUGCCGGCCAUACGAAUGCCAAAAUUCGGAAGGCGGCGAUGUGUUCGCUGAACACCGUAAAAACAAUACGCGUACAGCUCGAGGCGUGAGGUGAAGAAGUGGAUUGUGUUAUUGUUCGCAAACAGCAUAGCAGGCGGUCGGAUUGUGUGCGGACCGACGCGUUCCUGGCCGGAUUGCAGCAGCGGGCGACGGCCGAUCCCGGCGUCGGCAUGCGGGCCCUGGCGCGAGACGUUGGCGUGGCCCAGAGCACCGUCAAGGUGGCGUUAAAUGAGGACCUGCGGUACGCGUCGUACAAGCGACGUAGGGGACAGCUCAUAACAGCAAAAACGCGCGAAAAGUGGCUUGCCAACGCUAAGCGCUUGCUGAGCUGGCUGAAGCACCCGGCGCAGUCAGACACGUUGUGGUUCUUCUCUGACGAGAAGAACUUUUGUCAAGACCAAAAGCACAACGUACAGAACAACCGCCGGCUCGCUUACUGUGCUGCUGAUGUGCCCCGUGUGCCGCAGACGAAGUUUCCUCAGACGGUGAUGGUGUUAGGGUGCGUCUCGUCGGAGGGAGACGUGAUGCCGCCUCACAUCUUCCCCCAGAGCCUGCGGCUGAAUGCUGACGGGUACAUUGACCUGCUGGCCACCGUGGUGAAGCCGUGGAUUGAGACGGUGGCCAAUGGGCGGCCGUACGUUUGGUAGCAAGAUUGUGCACCGUGCCAUACGGCUGUAAAAACACGCCAAUGGCUCACUGCCAAUUUCGACCGAUACACCAGCACCGACGUUUGGCCACCCAGCUCCCCUGACCUUAAUCCUAUGGAUUACUUUGUGUGGGGCACAGUUGAGCGGGACACCAACAGGGCGUCCUGCAAUACCAAAGCGGAGCUGGUGGCCAGAAUAAAGGCCGUGUUUGCGGCCAUCCCCAGAGACAUGGUUGUCCGGGCUUGCGUGCGGUUCCGGAAGCGGGUGGGAGCGGCCAUCGACGCGGAGGGGGGGUACUUCGAAUAAAAAAUGCGGCAAACAUGAAACUGUCAAAUUUAUUUCGAACACUCUGUAGAAAGAUUAAAAUCCCAGAUGAGAAACGGCUAAAAUGGGGAAUGCAAACAAGAAUCGGAUCGAUGGCCGGAUGAUCUGGAGCAUCGGUCUCACCUAGCAGAAGACCCGCCACAAAUAGCCCCCUGGGCUUUGACGCGUCUGCACUCCAAAAAAUCAAAGUCCCAGCCAGUCCGACAAUCCCUCUACAUUUAAAACUCACAUCGGAAAGCUUAAAUCUAAAACGUGUCGCCAUCGGCUUAGCCUUUACUCACUCAACAAACGAACGGUCCGAAGGUUGUACUUACCACUACACAGAUCUCAGAUUGCACCAACAGACCUCAUACCUCCUGCAAUCUUGCAUGGAUCCAACAUGUGGAGGUUUUGCACGUGCAGGAGUACGCUUGCUGUACUCGCGGGUCCUAGAAUAUUUUUAUUCUGGAAAUACCUGAUUCAAGUAAACUAUUGUCCUUCGGCCAUAUUUGAUUUGGCCAUACGUAAGUAUUGAUCUGCACCCCAGCAGCAAAACGGGUGCCUUUAAUCAGAGAGGAUCGCGAACAUCCACAGUCGUACGACAUAUAAGGCCAGGAAAUUUGUCUAAUGAAAAUGCCUCCAGCUCCAGCACCAUGGGAAGGCUGUCCCCACCCCCCAACAAUUGGAAUAAAGCAUAAAUGGAAUUAAACAAAUCAGAAAAAGAAAGAAAGCAAUGUGACGAAUAACAGGCGGGUAGAAGACAGUGAAACAAACUCGUACGCAUCAGUACACACGAACGAAACAUAAAAUUGCCCCAAAGGCUGCAACAUUCACAUCUCACCUGCCGUGGUAAACGGUAUGGUAUGGUGUUAGUGUUGGGUGAUUCGGGAUUCGGGAAUGAUUCAAAGAUCCAAUCCCUAGAAUGAUUUGGAUGGAAAUGGAUUCUAAAUGACGGAUAUGAAUCAGAUUCGGAUUCGAUAAGGAUUCGAAUCCGAUCCGAUCUGAAUCCGACUGGAAUUCUUUUGCAAUCCGACUGGGAUUCGUUUAGGUUCGAUAAAGCUUCGAUGAGGAAUCAAUUGGGUUGAACCUUCGAAAUUUGAUAGAUAUUGUGUAAGGCUGGGACUGAGUUGCAAUAAAACUAAUCUUGAUCGUAA
This is a messenger RNA of Anopheles stephensi (Asian malaria mosquito), 2433 nucleotides long. RefSeq lists its product as uncharacterized. Lineage: Eukaryota; Metazoa; Arthropoda; Insecta; Diptera; Culicidae. Gene Ontology annotation, molecular function: nucleic acid binding. The record is from RefSeq and is a predicted model, not a curated record. The coding region runs from base 500 to 976 and encodes 158 amino acids. The transcript has 2 exons.